AAAUAUAUUAAAGUCAUGGAUGACAAAAAAUACAAAGAUAUCUUGCUGAAAAUUGCAUUUAAUUUGUUGGAUAGAGAUGUUGAAGCAGUUAAAUUUUAUUAUUCAAAACAAAUUGGUGAUGCUGAUCUUGAAAGGAUUACAACUCCUAUCAAAUUAAUUCAAAUUUUAGAACAGCGUAUGCUUUUAGGAAUCGAUAAUUACAAUUCUUUUGUAGAGGUGCUUACAAAAAUUGGAAGAAAUGACCUGGUUAUUUAUUUCUUUGAGAUUUCAAAUUCACCAAACAAAGAUUCCAAUAUUUCUUUCAAAAAAGAUGUAAUACUAUCACAACUCCACAAAGCGUGCUCAAGAACAGCUGCUGAAAAAUAGAACGUCAAUAGUUUUUCGAAUAAUUAUUAAGAAUAAUUUUAUCGC
Molecule: messenger RNA, 411 nt
Organism: Hydra vulgaris (swiftwater hydra)
Lineage: Eukaryota; Metazoa; Cnidaria; Hydrozoa; Anthoathecata; Hydridae
Biological process (GO): regulation of apoptotic process
Molecular function (GO): protein binding
Source: RefSeq, a predicted model, not a curated record